AUGCAAACUCCCUCCACUACUACUUCUACCACUGAUCUGGGUACCAGUGCUACUUCUUUUUUAGAAGCUGAUGAAGAUCAAGAUGAAGAGUCCAUUUUUCUUUCUCUUGGUCCUCCUGGACAGGGUGUCCCCAAACAGUACCACCUCAUCUAUCACCAGUCUUCUUCCUCAACCCAACCUCUUCCUCAUAAUCAUCAUCACCAUCACCAUCACCAUCACCAUCAUCAUCAAGAUCAAAACCCUAAUACUGAUCAUCUUGAGGAUGGUGCUGUCACAGUAGCUCUUCAUAUUGGGCCACCAAGUAGUGGUAGUACAAUUAGUUCAUCAAUUGGAAACCCUAACCACAACCACAUUGGUGCUCCUAUAGAAGGCCAGUACUGGAUUCCCUCCCCUGCACAAAUCCUUGUUGGCCCCACCCAGUUCUCCUGCCCUGUCUGCAGCAAAACAUUCAACAGAUACAACAACAUGCAGAUGCAUAUGUGGGGGCAUGGAUCACAAUAUAGGAAGGGGCCAGAAUCCUUAAGAGGGACAAAGCCAGCUUCAUCAGUGCUGAGACUUCCAUGCUACUGCUGCGCAGAGGGGUGCAAGAACAACAUAGAGCACCCAAGGUCAAGGCCACUCAAAGACUUCAGGACACUGCAGACACAUUACAAAAGAAAACAUGGGUCAAAGCCAUUUGGGUGCCGCAAAUGUGGGAAGCCAUUUGCGGUGAGAGGAGAUUGGAGGACUCACGAGAAGAACUGCGGGAAGCUCUGGUUUUGCAUUUGUGGGUCUGAUUUCAAGCACAAGAGGUCGCUCAAAGACCAUGUUCGUGCAUUUGGGGAUGGCCACGCACCCUAUGGUGUUGAGUUGUGUACUGAGCCUGAAGAAGAAGAUCAUCUGGAUGAUGAAGAUGACGAUGAUGAUUAAAUAACUCUGCUUUAUUUGUUUAAGGGUAAUUAAUUAGUAAGUACACUUGGAGUUCGAUUGUUAGCUAACUAGCUAGCUAGCUGUAAUUAAUUAAUUAGAUUUAGUUAGUAGCGGUGAGAUUCUGUCUCUGUCUCUUCUCUUAUGUGUGUGUGAGAGACAGUGAGAGAGUGAGGGAGUGAGAAGAUGAAGACAAACAGUACAAUGAAAAGCCAAAGUUCUAUGCAUUUAAUGUUGGAAGUGGC
This is a messenger RNA of Prunus persica (peach), 1151 nucleotides long. Its product is annotated as zinc finger protein WIP6. NCBI's taxonomy places the organism in Eukaryota, Viridiplantae, Streptophyta, Magnoliopsida, Rosales, Rosaceae. Gene Ontology annotation, molecular function: DNA-binding transcription factor activity. Gene Ontology annotation, cellular component: nucleus. The record is from RefSeq and is a predicted model, not a curated record. The coding region runs from base 1 to 909 and encodes 302 amino acids. Gene Ontology annotation, biological process: regulation of gene expression; anatomical structure development. The transcript is spliced from 2 exons.